AUGCAGGGCAAAAUAACUCCAUUAUCAGAGGGUUGUGCGAUGUACUGCAAGGCACCUCCAGAAGUGAUGCCUCAGUUUAAACAAUAUUUAGAAGAAGGAAAGGUUCUCUACAUAUGGAAAGCAUGUGUUGAAAGAGCUAAGCCUGGGUACAGAGUUGUUGAUGCACCUUACAUGUUAAAACUGAUCAUAAGAACAGAAAUCUUUGAAGGAAAUAGCAACGAUAAAAGCUUCCCCAAAAAUAAAAAAAUCAUAAAACUUAUAAAAACAAAAUAA
Messenger RNA from Miscanthus lutarioriparius, 273 nucleotides. The record is from the annotation of a GenBank genome assembly. NCBI's taxonomy places the organism in Eukaryota, Viridiplantae, Streptophyta, Magnoliopsida, Poales, Poaceae.